Molecule: messenger RNA, 765 nt
Organism: Vigna angularis (adzuki bean)
Lineage: Eukaryota; Viridiplantae; Streptophyta; Magnoliopsida; Fabales; Fabaceae
Product: glucan endo-1,3-beta-glucosidase 1-like
Exons: 3
Coding region: 1-765 (254 amino acids)
Biological process (GO): carbohydrate metabolic process
Cellular component (GO): plasma membrane
Molecular function (GO): hydrolase activity, hydrolyzing O-glycosyl compounds
Source: RefSeq, a predicted model, not a curated record
AUGAAUCAUAAAACCUACUUUGUUAGACUUCAGAGAUUUCGACAAAGAGGUAGAGAAGGCAGAAGCAGUCUCGGAAGGUUCUAUAACUUCUUGUCGGCGACAAGGUCCUCACCACACUCCCCUCCGCCGCGCCGCUCCUCCUCCCCGCACUCCUCUCCCUCCGCCGUCUCCCUGGUUGAUCCCAACACUCUUCUUCACUACACCAACCUCCUCGACGCCAUGAUCGACGCUGCGUACUUCUCCAUGAAGAACCUCAAUGUCUCUGACAUCGUAGUUCUUGUCACGGAAACCGGCUGGCCUUCCAAAGGGGACUCCAAAGAACCCUAUGCCACAUUUUCCAACGCUGUCACAUUCAAUUCGCCACUUAUUAAGCAUGUUUUGGAUCGGAGUGGCACCCCUUUGCAUCCCGAAAUCACUUCUAGUGUUUAUAUAUAUGAGCUUUUUAACGAAGAUUUGAGGUCCCCGCCUCUGUUAGAGGCUUAUUGGGGUUUGUUUUAUGGGAAUGCUACGCCGGCUUAUUUGCUUCGUGUGUCUGGGGUUGGGGCUUUUCUGGCCAGUGAUAAUGCUAAUCAGACAUACUGUGUUGCUGGGGAUGGUGUUGAUUUGAAAGUUUUGCAGGCUGCGUUGGAUUGGGCGUGUGGACCAGGGAGACGGCGGAGAUUGGCGUGGAGGGAGAGGAGUGCGGGGAGGAGGAGCGGCGCGGCGGAGGGGAGUGUGAAGAAGUGCCAGGUUUACCACCUAGUCGAGAGAUCGAUUUCACAAUAG